AUGCGCACAUUCUACUACGGCAACACAAAUGCGCCAAUCCUCGGCUUCUGUGUACAUGCUCCGGGACGACGUAGCGAUCCUCACGAGAGGCGGCCUCUUAUCACCCGCAAGCUGUUCGGGGAGCGCAAGUAUGCACGCAUGUACCCAUUCAAGAGGCACUCGUCGUCCACGACCGGAUUUAUGGACCUUCCUGGCGAACUGCGGAACGAGAUCUAUGCUCUGGCAGGAGUAACUCAAGGCAACAUCUUUGAGCUGCUUCCUCUCCCCGUUCCCUGCAAUUGGAUUCAAGGUCGCAAAGACGCCAGCGAGACGAAGACUGCGACGGGCAAGGAGAAAUGCGGAAAGGCGCGGGAGAAGGCUGCAGAGGCUGGUGAGGACGAGGAGGAGGGGGUGGAGAAGAUUCGUAAGUACAAGGACGUGGCCGCGCCGUUGACUGAGUAUGAGCGUGCUGCGGCCGAGUAG
Messenger RNA from Fulvia fulva, 462 nucleotides. RefSeq lists its product as uncharacterized. The record is from RefSeq and is a predicted model, not a curated record. Lineage: Eukaryota; Fungi; Ascomycota; Dothideomycetes; Mycosphaerellales; Mycosphaerellaceae. The coding region runs from base 1 to 462 and encodes 153 amino acids. The transcript has 2 exons.